This is a messenger RNA of Exophiala xenobiotica, 1099 nucleotides long. Its product is annotated as 60S ribosomal protein L2-B. Gene Ontology annotation, cellular component: cytosolic large ribosomal subunit; ribosome. The transcript is spliced from 4 exons. NCBI's taxonomy places the organism in Eukaryota, Fungi, Ascomycota, Eurotiomycetes, Chaetothyriales, Herpotrichiellaceae. Gene Ontology annotation, molecular function: structural constituent of ribosome; RNA binding. The record is from RefSeq and is a predicted model, not a curated record. Gene Ontology annotation, biological process: cytoplasmic translation. The coding region runs from base 57 to 821 and encodes 254 amino acids.
CAUCUCUCACACAACAGACCUCAUCGCAGCCUCGCCCAGACAACGUUGUUGCAAAGAUGGGUCGAGUCAUUCGUAACCAGCGGAAAGGCCGUGGGAGCAUCUUCACUGCUCACACUCGCCUAAACAAAGCCCCUGCAAAGUUCAGAACUCUCGACUAUGGCGAGCGACACGGUUACUUGAGAGGUAUCGUGAAGGAAAUCAUCCACGAUCCGGGUCGCGGUGCGCCGCUUGCGCGUGUGGCCUUCCGAUCACCAUACACCCCGAAAACCCACACCGAGACGUUCAUCGCAAACGAGGGAAUGUACAGCGGCAUGUUCAUCUAUGUUGGAAAAAACGCAGCUCUCAGUAUUGGCAACGUUUUGCCUCUCGGCCAGGUUCCUGAGGGUACGGUGGUUUCGAACGUUGAGGAGAAGACUGGUGACCGUGGUGCUUUGGGCCGAACCUCUGGUAACUAUGUCACCGUUAUUGGACACAACCCGGACGAGGGCAAGACGCGAGUCAAGCUUCCCAGUGGUGCAAAGAAGGUUGUCCUCAGCUCAGCCCGAGGUAUGAUUGGUAUCGUUGCAGGAGGUGGACGAACAGAUAAGCCUAUGCUCAAGGCAUCUCGCGCAAAGCACAAGUUCGCUGUGAAGCGCAACUCCUGGCCCAAGACUCGUGGUGUUGCCAUGAACCCUGUCGACCAUCCUCACGGUGGUGGUAACCAUCAACAUAUUGGCAAGGCUUCAACCAUUUCCAGAUAUGCUGCCCAAGGUCAAAAGGCUGGUCUUAUUGCUGCCAGAAGAACUGGUCUGCUCCGUGGUACCCAGAAGACCAAGGAAUAGACGUGACGAUUGCAUGGGUGUGGAAGACGGCGUCAUUGUAAUAUGGCAACCUUUGGGCUCAUCGUCAAGUCAUGAGGAUGGUACCAAGCAUCUGGCAUCGGGAAAGCCAGUCAAAGCAGAUUUCAAUCAGAAAGAUGAGACUCAUGAGUGCCAAAGUUUUGGCUGGAAUGAUAUCAAAAAUUUCAUCGUGCCGCGAUAUUCCUUUGACACAUCUCCCACAGAAAAGAAAGACGUAGCAAGAAAUCAUCACCCCUUUGUCUGCCAAUGUCGAGUCUGAC